AUGGUAGGCUCCUCCUCGCGUCAGCCUUUGUUUACAAAUCGCCUGAGCUCUUCUUUCGGCUUUGGCUGGAUCGCACGGAACUCAGCGUUGACCACGGAGCGCGCAGCCAUGCCCUGUCGAAAGGAAAACUACAUAUUCUUGGAGCAGUCGGUCACCGUGGACUCCAAAGAGGUGGACGCACUGGUGACCAAGAUCGGAGAGGCUCUGCAGCUGCACAAUGGCACCGGUCCACACCAUCACAAAGCGAUGCCCAUGGGAGGUGCGAAGCAGACCGGGUUGAUGGUCCCGGGCGCCACCACCAACACCAACACCAGCACCACAGCGGGGAUCCAGCGAGGACGAGGCUGCUGUUUGCGAAUCCGAAGCCGGGGACACCAGACCUGCAGGGCCAGUCCGUACCACAUACCGAGCGCAUGUAGCGAUCAAGACUGGGACCAAACUAUCCGGCCGUGGAGCAAGAAGAAGCGGAUCGCGGUGGAGGAAAGUGACCCGCACCGGCUGCUACAGGAGCUAAUUCUAUCCGGAAAUUUGAUCAAAGAGGCGGUGAGACGGCUGCAGGACUGCGUUGGGGAGUGCGCACCCGAAAACGUGUCGUGUUGA
Knipowitschia caucasica is the source of this 600-nucleotide messenger RNA. NCBI's taxonomy places the organism in Eukaryota, Metazoa, Chordata, Actinopteri, Gobiiformes, Gobiidae. The record is from the annotation of a GenBank genome assembly.